AUGCCCGGGGCUCGAGAAGAGCUUAAACUCUGCCGUCAGAACAUUGAAAGUGUGUUGGAGCAGAGGGAAAACUUGGAGGAAAAGAUGGAGGAACAGAAAGCAGCAGAUAACAGCGUUGCAGUGUUUCGUACACGAGCCCAGCAUAAGCUUUUGUGUCAGAAGCUGCAGAGUGAAGAGGAGCUGGAGGGCCACAUCAACACGGAGCUGAAGCAACAAGAACUGGAGCUGAGCGAGGUGGAGGUGGAGCUUGGCAGGUUCUCCUCUCUCCGGCAGGAGGUGCAGGAGGAGGAGCGGGCCUUCGGGGUCCUGAAGAAGCAGAAGGCGACGAAACGGCUGCAGCAGGAGAGGAAAGCCAGCCAGCACCAGCAGCUCAGGAUGCAGCAUCUCAGGGAUAAACAGGCAUCCAUGCUGAAGAAAGAGGAGGCUGAAUGUCAGAGGAAAAUCGAAGAGGGCCGGGCCAGCCGCAAGGUAGCUGCCAAGUACUUGAAAGAGACCAUUAAAAGGUAA
Messenger RNA from Notothenia coriiceps (black rockcod), 507 nucleotides. RefSeq names its product protein PRRC2C-like. Bases 1 to 507 code for a protein of 168 amino acids. The record is from RefSeq and is a predicted model, not a curated record. The transcript is spliced from 5 exons. NCBI's taxonomy places the organism in Eukaryota, Metazoa, Chordata, Actinopteri, Perciformes, Nototheniidae.